UCGACGGAAAACGAAGGAUGGACGGUGUGAGGAAAUAAUUAGAAGAAGGGAGAACAGUUUUUUCAUUAUCACAAUUUGAAAGAUGGAAAAUGAAGGCUGGAGUAGGUGUUCUUGCUCUGCGCGUACUCUGGUAUCAGUAUUGGCUACAAUUAUUCUCGUCUUCCAACCAGAUUACUGCAUCGCUAAGCGACACCGACCAUGUCCUACUUCAUCAUGCGGCCAAAUUCGCAACAUAUCCUACCCAUUUCGACUCAAAAGCGACCCAGGUCACUGCGGCGACCGAAGGUACGAGUUAGAUUGCGUGAACAACGCCACUCUCUUACUAACCUUGUUCUCGGGAAAAUACGAUGUAAGAGAAAUCGACUACAAGCGAUACAGAAUCGUUGUUAGGGACCCAGGUCAGGACGAAGACGCUAAUUGCUCUUUCAUCCCUCGCAAUUUCUUAACGGAUCGUAGUUUCAGGACAGCGAGUGGCCCAGAUGAUUUCGGAUCACAGCCGUUCACUGUUGAGUCCAGGGAAAUGGUAAGAAUAGGGUACUUCAACUGCGUGAAUCCUGUGCGUAACGAUCCACGAUAUGUUAAGGUGGAGAGAAGUGGAUGUGGCAGCGGAGGGCACGUGUACGCUGUAUUGGACGACGCGCCGUGGUUUGCGUCUUAUGGUGUGGAGGACAUCAAGGUUGGGUGCGAUCUAAUGGUGGCUACACUUUGGACACCGAAGCAGAAUGUUACCUACCACAAGUGUGAUAUCAAGGCUGGGUGCGAUACAAUGACGGAGGUUACAGUGCUUGAAAAGAUACCGGAGGUGAAUGCUACAUACGAUGAUAUCCAACGCGUAAUCAGUGAGGGGUUUUGGUUGUCGUGGAUGCCUAUUAUUUGCGAUAAUCGAUGUGGAAGGGGAACGGACUGUAAGGUUUUCAAUGAAUCCAGUGGAGAAGUCGAGUGCAGGAACCAUUACUGUCAUUACGCCUACCACACCACGCAAAAGUGCAAACCUUGGCAAAAGAUUUUGGGCUAUACUCGAGCUUAUGUUAGAGGCAUUAUUUAUGGAAUAGGUAGCAGAAUAACAUUCAGUACGAAACAGUUGGACGACCCAGUUGGACUGCAAUAUUUUGAUGGAGGAAUAUUCAUAGGACGAAAUAUUAUAUCAAUAUUUUUGGCUGCCAGAUAUGUGUUUGGAGCUGUACUUAUUCUUGUGUUAUUGAUCUACAAAUGGCGUCGAAGACAUUCUUCAAUAUAUGAAAAUAUUGAAAAUUUCUUGCUAGAUAGCCAUCUAAAUCCCAUCAGGUACGAAUAUAAUGAAAUAAGAAGAAUGACUAGAGGUUUUAAAGUGAAAUUGGGUCAAGGAGGCUUUGGUGCUGUAUAUAAAGGAAAACUACGAAGUGGAUUAGAUGUAGCUGUAAAGAUGUUGAGCAAAUCCAAUGAUAAUGGACAAGAUUUCAUAAAUGAAGUAGCUACCAUUGGAACAAUACAUCAUGUAAAUGUGGUACGUCUUAUUGGGUAUUGUGUUCAUGGAAAAAAACGUGCUUUAGUUUAUGAAUUUAUGUUAAAUGGAUCUUUGGAUAAAUACAUUUUCUCCAAAGAAGAAAGCACCCAUUUAAGCUACCAGAAAAUAUAUGAAAUAUCUCUUGGAAUAGCACAUGGGAUUGCAUAUUUGCAUCAAGGUUGUGAUAAACAAAUUUUACAUUUUGAUAUCAAGCCUCAUAAUAUUCUUUUAGAUGAAAACUUUGUUCCAAAAGUUUCAGAUUUUGGACUUGCAAAACUACAUGCUACAAUUGAUGGUGUUGUCAAUAUGACUGCAGCAAGAGGAACAUUGGGUUAUAUGGCUCCAGAGUUAUUUUACAACAAUAUGGGUGGGGUAACUUAUAAAGCUGAUGUAUACAGUUUUGGAAUGCUUUUAAUGGAAAUGGCAAGUAAGAGAAGGAACUCAAAUCCUGAUGCGGAGCAUUCAAGUCAACAUUAUUUUCCCUUUUGGAUUUAUGAUCAAUUUAAAAAAGAAAAGAAUAUUGACUUGCAAGAUGCUUCGGAAGAAGAUAAUAUUUUUGUUAAAAGAAUGUUCUUAAUUGCACUUUGGUGUAUUCAGUUAAAUCCAAGUGAUCGUCCUUCAAUGAACAAGGUAAUAGAUAUGCUUGAAGGGAUGAUUGAAAGCCUUGGAUUGCCUCCAAGACCUUCCUUUUAUAAAGUUGAAGCAUACAAUGAUGAUAUUAGCUCUGAUGUCACUGAAUCUACUUAUCCUACUAAUCAUCAUGAUGAAAGCAUAACAUUGGAUUCAUCAACGAAUAUUGAAAUAGGCAUAAGAUAAAUUAAGUGUAAUGUUAUGGAGGUAAUGGAUUAAUGUUAUAGGUUGGUCUUGAAUAAA
This is a messenger RNA of Vigna unguiculata (cowpea), 2356 nucleotides long. Its product is annotated as LEAF RUST 10 DISEASE-RESISTANCE LOCUS RECEPTOR-LIKE PROTEIN KINASE-like 2.1. Gene Ontology annotation, molecular function: ATP binding; polysaccharide binding; protein kinase activity. Gene Ontology annotation, biological process: protein phosphorylation. NCBI's taxonomy places the organism in Eukaryota, Viridiplantae, Streptophyta, Magnoliopsida, Fabales, Fabaceae. The record is from RefSeq and is a predicted model, not a curated record.